CGUGGCCGUGGCUAGGGUCUCCGCCGCAGCCGGUGCAGCCGCCGGUGCAGCCGCCGCUGUCGCCGCUGCCGCCGCUGCCUCCGCCUCAGUCAGUCAGUCAGUCCCCAGCAAUGGCGGAAGGAGGUGAGCGAGAGGAGCUGCUCUCGCCACCGCCGGUCUCUCCGGCCAAGCGCCUGUGCUCGUGGCCCAGUCCGCAGGCUCACCACCCUCGCGGUUCGCCCGGGGCGGCCGGCGGCGGGGUGGGGGGCGUCGGCGGCAGCUGCCUGCCCCUGGGGGCUCGUCCCCACCUGCAGCCCGAGUCCUUGCUGGACUGUGCCGCCAAGACGGUUGCGGAAAAGUGGGCGUACGAGCGGGUGGAGGAACGCUUCGAGCGGAUCCCGGAGCCCGUGCAGCGCCGCAUCGUCUACUGGUCCUUUCCGCGGAAUGAGCGGGAGAUCUGCAUGUACUCCAGCUUCCAGUACCGCGGCGGCCCUGGCGCCGGCUCGGCUGGAGGCGCCGCGGGGGCUUCGCCGGCCGAGGAGGGGCCGCCGCCACCCCCCGGCCCCGCCGCUCCGGCCGGCUCCGCCCCCGGGGCCGCCGCGGCGGGGGCGUCCCCCGGACUGGGCUCAGGGACAGGAGCCGCCGGUGGCGGUGGUGGCGAGGGGCUCCCGUUCCGCCGGGGCAUCCGUCUGCUGGACAGCGGCUCCGUGGAGAAUGUGCUGCAAGUCGGCUUCCAUCUCAGUGGCACAGUAACUGAGCCGGCCACUACUUCUGAACCAGCAGUGACUUAUAAAGUUGCCAUCAGUUUUGAUCGAUGCAAAAUCACUUCAGUGGCGUGUGGCUGUGGGAACAAAGACAUAUUCUACUGUGCCCAUGUGGUAGCGCUCUCACUCUACAGGAUCCGUAAACCAGACCAAGUCAAACUGCGUCUUCCUAUCUCAGAAACCCUUUUCCAGAUGAAUAGGGACCAGCUACAAAAGUUUAUUCAGUAUUUAAUCACGGCACACCACACUGAAGUUCUUCCUACUGCACAGAAGCUGGCAGAUGAGAUUCUAUCUUCCAACUCCAAAAUCAACCAAGUAAACGGUGCCCCUGACCCCACAGCUGGGGCCAGCAUUGAUGAUGAGAACUGUUGGCAUUUGGAUGAGGAACAGGUGAAAGAACAAGUGAAGCUCUUUCUCUCCCAGGGUGGUUACUAUGGCUCUGGAAAGCAACUCAAUUCAAUGUUUGCCAAGGUUCGAGAGAUGCUGCGGAUGAGAGAUUCCAAUGGAGCCAGGAUGCUGACGCUAAUAACUGAGCAGUUUAUGGCUGACCCACGACUCACACUCUGGAGGCAGCAAGGAACAACCAUGACAGAUAAGUGCAGGCAGCUCUGGGAUGAGCUAGGGGCGUUAUGGGUGUGCAUCAUUUUAAAUCCACAUUGCAAAUUGGAGGAAAAAUCCUGUUGGCUGCAGCAACUGCAGAAGUGGAAUGACCUGGAUGUCUGUCCCCUGGAGGAUGGGAACUAUGGGCAUGAGCUGCCCAACAUCACCAACGCACUUCCCCAGAAUGCCAGUCACCGUUCAGAUUCUUUAUCCAGACCAAGACGGACAGUGUUCACUAGAGCCAUCGAGGGCCGUGAAUUGCAUUGGCAGGACAGCCACUUACAGCGAAUAAUCAGCAGUGAUGUAUAUAUAGCUCCUGCCUGCCAGCAGGAAAGUGAGAGACUACUCUUUAAUUCCCAAGGCCAGCCACUGUGGCUUGAGCAUGUGCCUACAGCCUGUGCUCGGGUUGAUGCCCUGCGUUCCCAUGGUUACCCAAAAGAGGCCCUCAGACUCACAGUGGCCAUUAUCAAUACUCUGAGGUUGCAGCAGCAACGGCAGCUGGAAAUCUACAAGCAUCAGAAGAAAGAACUGUUGCAGAGAGGAACCACAACGAUCACAAACCUAGAAGGCUGGGUGGGCCACCCCCUGGAUCCCAUUGGCUGCCUGUUUCUCACUUUGACUGAGGCCUGCCGCCUGAAUGAUGAUGGCUAUCUGGAAGUGUCAGAUAUGAAUGAAAGCAGAGCCCCUGUGUACCAGCAUGUGCCUGUGGCCGCAGGCUGCCCAGACAGCAGUGAGUCCUACCUGUCAUUGGCCAUGGAAGUUGCUCUGAUGGGGAUGGGUCAACAGAGGGUGAUGCCUGAAGGCCUCUACGCACAGGACAAGGUGUGCCGUAAUGAGGAGCAGCUCCUUAGUCGACUCCAGGAGCUGCAGCUGGAUGAUGAGCUAGUGCAAACACUGCAGAAGCAGUGCAUCUUACUCCUGGAAGGAGGCCCCUUCAGCGGUCUGGGAGAAGUCAUCCACCGAGAGAGUGUUCCCAUGCAUACCUUUGCCAAGUAUUUGUUCUCAGCUCUACUGCCUCAUGAUCCAGACCUGUCCUAUAAAUUAGCCUUACGUGCCAUGAGGUUACCUGUUCUAGAAAACUCAACUUCUGCAGGCGACACUUCCCACCCUCACCAUAUGGUAUCUGUGGUGCCCAGCCGUUACCCUCGCUGGUUCACGCUUGGACACUUGGAAUCACAGCAGUGUGAACUGGCCUCCACCAUGCUGACUGCUGCCAAAGGAGACACUCUGAGGCUCCGCACAAUCCUGGAAGCAAUACAGAAGCACAUCCAUUCUUCCUCCCUCAUCUUCAAACUGGCCCAAGAUGCAUUCAAGAUUGCUACACCCACGGACAGUAGUACAGACAGCACCCUGCUCAACGUGGCCCUGGAGCUGGGGUUACAGGUGAUGAGGAUGACCUUAUCAACCCUUAACUGGAGGCGCCGGGAGAUGGUGCGGUGGUUGGUGACAUGUGCUACAGAAGUGGGUGUGCAGGCCCUGGUGAGCAUCCUGCAGAGCUGGUACACACUCUUCACCCCCACCGAGGCUACCAGCAUUGUGGCUGCCACAGCCGUAUCCCACACCACUAUCCUGCGCCUCAGUCUUGACUAUCCACAGCGGGAGGAGCUGGCUAGCUGUGCUCGCACGCUGGCCCUGCAGUGUGCUAUGAAGGAUCCACAGAGCUGCGCCCUAUCGGCCCUUACACUUUGUGAGAAGGACCACAUCGCAUUUGAAGCAGCCUACCAGAUUGCCAUUGAUGCUGCUGCCGGCGGCAUGACUCACUCACAGCUCUUCACCAUCGCCCGCUACAUGGAGCUCCGUGGCUACCCGCUACGUGCCUUCAAGCUGGCCUCACUGGCCAUGAGCCAUCUCAACCUGGCCUACAACCAGGACACCCACCCGGCCAUCAACGAUGUGCUCUGGGCGUGUGCCCUCAGCCACUCCCUGGGCAAGAAUGAGCUGGCGGCCCUGAUUCCCCUGGUGGUGAAGAGCGUGCACUGUGCCACAGUGCUUUCAGACAUCCUACGGCGCUGCACGGUCACUGCACCUGGCCUGGCCGGCAUCCCAGGCCGCCGCAGCUCGGGAAAGCUUAUGUCCACCGACAAAGCUCCCCUGCGCCAGCUGCUGGAUGCCACCAUCAAUGCCUAUAUCAACACCACACACUCGCGCCUGACACACAUCAGCCCUCGCCACUACGGAGAGUUCAUUGAGUUUCUGAGCAAGGCCCGGGAGACCUUCCUGCUGCCGCAGGAUGGCCACCUGCAGUUUGCCCAGUUCAUCGACAACCUCAAACAAAUCUACAAAGGCAAGAAGAAGCUGAUGCUGCUGGUGCGAGAGCGCUUUGGCUGA
Eubalaena glacialis (North Atlantic right whale) is the source of this 3671-nucleotide messenger RNA. RefSeq names its product zinc finger SWIM-type containing 5 (gene ZSWIM5). Gene Ontology annotation, molecular function: zinc ion binding. The coding region runs from base 111 to 3671 and encodes 1186 amino acids. Lineage: Eukaryota; Metazoa; Chordata; Mammalia; Artiodactyla; Balaenidae. The transcript is spliced from 14 exons. The record is from RefSeq and is a predicted model, not a curated record. Gene Ontology annotation, cellular component: Cul2-RING ubiquitin ligase complex.